ACAUUUUUAGCGGUCUUGCUAUUUCCACGAUGGGCUGGUGCUGGUCCUGACGUGGUAGUCAUCCCUAACACCACCUUCAGCCCGGAUCCCGUAGAGGCAAGCGUCAAAACAUACGUGCACGCCGAGCAGAUCUUGUCCAUUCUUGUUGGCCAGUGUCGCCGUCUGUGUUUUUCCGUUUUUUCCUCAAAAUCUGGCCUACCGAGUCAGGUUUGUGCAUGAUCAUAUCGGGAGUGUCAAAUGGAUACCCCACUUCACCACGGGUUUUCUGUACUUAUCUCGGUUUGGUGGCCAGCCUUGCGCCAGUCUGCGGUAUUCAUUAAGCCUCCAGCUCCUGGGAUAGCCUUGAGGUACACACAGACACAGUUUCUGUUUCUGGUCUGUCUUGCGUUUUCCCCACUCAUGAGUGGGUCUCCGCGUAGUCCGUGGUCACAACGGGAUCACCUUCCUCUCGUCCAAUCUCCCAUGACGUCACCAUGUUCGACGCAAGUUCCAGCCGUGUGAGAUUUUCGAGGUUGGGGCGGUCUUCCCUCUCUUCCAUGGCAGGAAAACCAGUAGGGCCUGCCCUGUUGAAGUGGAGUGAUUCGCAGUUUCACACCGGGGUUCAAACAGCAGCCGACCGUGGCACCGGUCAGACUGCACAAAGACGAAAGUCACCCGGCGGCAUUCAGCCAAUACCAACCGACUUAGCCGUCCGGGAUCAAUGGACAUCUGUGGACAGUGUAGGUGGAACCGUGGAUCUUGACACUGUACCAGCAAGGAAGGACACCAUCGAUGGGGAACCACUCAGCUCUGUUCUUGCAGCAGUACCGGUGGGGGAUGUUGCACCUUUCACAAGCGUCGCUGCGGGCGACCUACAAGCGGACGCCAAUGACGAUUUCUUUGUGUCCCGGCCCCGACAGCGUAUGCAUGAACUACUGGUCGAGCCAACGGCAAGUUACAGUUUUGCAGGGUUUACCUCUGGUGCAUUGCCUUCGGUGGCGUCUGUGUUGACGGCCGCAAAAGGACAUCUUACGUCUUAUCCUCGCCUCUCUGAUCGGGAGGAGUGUCUUCUGGCUCCAGGGAGUUUCAGUUUUUCUCUUCAGCAAGGCCUUGCUGCGGCUGCCCUCGCUGCUGUGACCCUAAAGUAUGUGUUCAGCAGGAGACCCAAGCGGAGCGUAACGACCUUCUGUUUCGAUUUUGCAAAGCUUGUGGUGGGUGCUGUUUUGUCCCAGCUCAUGGCCCUUCGCUUCUCCACUGUGCUGUCGCAUGUCCACUUGACCUGGAUUCAUGAAGGAGUGGAUGCCUGUGAUUGGUAUGUUGUCAGUCAGUUUGCCGAUUCCAGUCUUGGAAUUUGGCUGGUUGUCAUGAUACUACGGGUGACUGAGCAAAGAUUCGCUUAUGAAUCCGGCCACUACAGCUACAGGGUGGGCGGCAAACCAGCAUUCAGAAAUUUUCUUGGUCAGCUUUUCGUCUUCAUAUGGAUAAUCCUCGUUGGCAAGUUGCUGAUGUUCAUCGUCCUCGGCAUUUUCACGAAGCCUCUCUCAGCUGUGGCAUACGCGAUCCUCUCUGCUCUUCAUCGCGGCGACGCUGAGCACCGAUUUAUCAUUAUAAUGGUCAUAGUCCCAGUUCUGACUAAUCUCUUUCAGUACACCACAUUGGAUUCAAUCAUCAGAUUUAGAAGGGGAUCUGCCGCGAAAGAGAAAGAGGCGUUUUUCGAGCUGCAUUCCACGUGUGAUGAAGAGCGAACUGCUAUUGAUUCUGACGGUCUGUGAAGUUGUCUCUUGUUCGCCUGAUUCUCACAUGGCGACUUCGUUGGGGCGGUGUCGUGGUUUCCCCGUUUGCUGUCACAUCAUUCUUGUGGGAUACAAUUCUGACACAGCUGCUUGAGGCUAGAAGCUGUUUGUUCCACGAGAUUGUUUUCCCCGAGUUUAGCAUAGAAAUGCGACAGUAAUUGUGCAUGUCUCACGAGCGAAGAAUGGCAAUUUCUUUUGUGGGGAUCUUGGGUAUUCCAAGGAGCAAAAUGAAGAGUUUAUCCGGGAACAACGGAUAUUCUUGUUAGCCAAGAGUGUUUGUGAGAUCCGCCUGCUUUACACAGGGUGCGUGACAGGUUUUGAGCUUCUUACGUAUAGCGGCAUGUUCGAAGAUCUAAGUGUGGGGCAUUUGCGGAAAUCAGAAGAAUGGAGGUAUCGGCACAGUUAACGGUUCAUUGUCAAUUGGAUUUCUACAGUCAAGUUCUCAAAAUAAGGAACUUUGAGUUUCGUAAUUGAAUGUAACAGUUAUAGGAUGAAAUACGCCGUAGCUGUGCAAGUGUUUCUCAUUGCUGCAGAGGCCGGGUGGAUGUUAUACAGGAAUAUGUCUGUGCUCCUAGACAGGCUACGAUUACUUGUGGGACUCUGCAGAUAAGCAGUGCAACCUCACUUCUCUCUAUGGUUAUUUUUUGAAUGGCUCGGAGUAGCCGGUCGUUGUCUUUCGCCCGGUUCCUUACCAAGACGCGGGGCUUCCUAAAUCGCUGAGGCGGAUUAGCUUUGGGCGUGUUGCCGAUCAAACGUUGUUGCCUUCUCCACGAGACUGAUGUGAUUCCAGAAGCGUCUGGAAGCUGAAAUGUGGAACGAUGAAUUUACGGCUUUCGUCUGAGGCUUUCAAAAGCGCUUACUGAGUUUUCAGGCACCGAGACUGGUCUCGAAAGUUGUUCUAGCUUGUUUUCGAACGCUGUGGAUAAUAAACGAGAUCUUUAAGCACUGUC
Molecule: messenger RNA, 2722 nt
Organism: Toxoplasma gondii ME49
Lineage: Eukaryota; Apicomplexa; Conoidasida; Eucoccidiorida; Sarcocystidae
Exons: 1
Coding region: 474-1751 (425 amino acids)
Cellular component (GO): membrane
Source: RefSeq, a predicted model, not a curated record